AUGGCAGACGAUGCAAAUCAUGCUAGACAGAGGAGGACAUUGGCUCAUGCUUUCAGCCAGAAGGCUCUGUUGGAACAGGAGAGCAUCAUCCGUGGGUAUGUCGACCUGUUCAUCGCCAAGUUGACACCCUUCGCCAAGUCCGGUCAGCGGGUCAAUAUGUGUGAUUGGUAUAACUUUACCACCUUUGAUAUCAUCGGCGACAUGGCCUUUGGCGAGCCCUUUGGAUGCCUUAGAGACGGCGUCUGGCAUGAUUGGGUAUCCCUAAUCACUAUCACAAUCAAGGCAGGGGCUUAUGAGCAAGCCACUCGGCGCAUGUUCAAGGCUGGGACCUUCAUGCAGAAAAAUUUGGUCAAGCUGAUCCCGAACGAUUUGAUGCGGAAGAGAUUCCAGCAUUUGGAGCUUAGCAAGGAGAAGUGCUUGAAACGUAUCGACGAGGGCUUGAGGCGCGAGCAUCGCGACUUCCUGUAUUACAUCCUACGAGCGAAUGAGAAGGGUGGGGUCAAGCAAGACGAAAUAAUCUUGAACAGUGCUCUCUUCAUUGUUGCCGGCUCCGAGACUACCGCGUCGUUGCUUUCCGGCAUGACCAUGUGGCUUAUGCGAACGCCGCAUGCGUACAAGAAACUGACCCGGGAGAUUCGUGGCCGCUUUCCAUCAGCCGAGAAUAUGCACUUCUCCGAGCUACAAGAGUGCACUUACAUGAACGCCUGCAUCGACGAAGCCCUACGGAUUUUCCCACCUGUGCCGACUGGCUUGACUCGUACUGUCCCCGAUGGCGGCGACACAGUUGCCGGGGAGUUCGUCCCGGGAGGGACCACCGUGUCCGUCUAUGCAUGGGCUGCCACUCACUCCCCGCAUAACUUUUCCAAGCCCGACGAGUUUAUCCCUGAGAGAUGGAUCGACGCGCAGUACGACUUUGAGAAGAAGGAAGCAAGCCAGGCCUUCUCCCUCGGUCCCCGCGGGUGCAUUGGCAAACAUUUAUCAUAUCUCGAGCUACGGUUGAUCUUGGCCAACCUGCUUUGGCACUUUGAUAUCGAGCGAGCCGAUCUUGACGAGCCUGUAGACGUGUGGGAUCCUAGCGAUGACUUGAAGCACAUCAAGGCUUUCAAUACUUGGAACAAACCGCCGCUGUGGAUCAAGCUGACUCCUGUCAAGCGUUGA
Thyridium curvatum is the source of this 1158-nucleotide messenger RNA. RefSeq lists its product as uncharacterized. The record is from RefSeq and is a predicted model, not a curated record. The coding region runs from base 1 to 1158 and encodes 385 amino acids. Gene Ontology annotation, molecular function: oxidoreductase activity, acting on paired donors, with incorporation or reduction of molecular oxygen; iron ion binding; monooxygenase activity. NCBI's taxonomy places the organism in Eukaryota, Fungi, Ascomycota, Sordariomycetes, Thyridiales, Thyridiaceae. The transcript has 4 exons.